AUGUCCUCCUCCACAACGGGCAAACGCCCCAACUUCCUGCUCAUCGUCGCUGACGACCUUGGCUUUUCGGACCCAGGCUGUUUCGGGUCAGAGAUUCGUACCCCCAGCAUAGACAGUCUCGCCUCGUCCCCCCAUGGCCUGCGUCUCACCAACUUCCACACGGCCUCGAUGUGCUCGCCGACCCGCAGCAUGCUCCUCUCAGGCACAGACAACCACAUCGCAGGACUGGGGCAGAUGGAGUUCUGGGGCCGUGGCCGUGACCCGCCUGUGCCCUGGGCCGGACGUCCGGGCUACGAGGGCUACCUGAACUUCCGGGUCGCCGCCCUGCCCGAGGUGCUGAGGGAGGCAGGCUACUUCACCUGCAUGAGCGGGAAAUGGCACCUGGGCCUGAAGCCGGAGCAGAGUCCUUCUGCGAGGGGUUUUGAGCGCAGUUUUGCGCUGCUGCCCGGCGGUGCCUCGCAUUAUGCGUAUGACCCCAGGAAGGAGGACGGGACGCUGGUGUUCAAACACUGGGCCAGCUUGUACAUGGAGGAUGAGAAAAGGGUGGACGCCGCGACAGAGCUGCCUGCGGACUACUACAGCAGCGACUACUACGCGAGCAGGAUGGUCCAGUUCCUACAGGAGAGGGAGGAGGAUCCGAGCAAGAAGGAGAGACCGUUCUUUGCGUAUUUGCCCUUUACCGCGCCGCACUGGCCAUUGCAGGCGCCUCGGAAGAAUGUGGACAGAUACAAGGGUGUCUAUGAUGCUGGCCCAGACCGCUUGAGGGAGACCCGGCUGCAGAGGCAGAAAGAGAUGGGUCUCCUGCCGGAUGAUGUGGAGGCGCACCCAGUCGUGGCAGACACGAAAGAGUGGGACGCUAUGGACCCCGAGGAGAAGGCCUGGUCGGCCCGUACCAUGGAGGUGUACUCUGGCAUGGUCGACCGUAUGGAUGAAAACAUCGGGCGUGUGCUGGAGCAGAUCAAAAAGUCAGGCGAGUGGGACAACACGUUUGUGCUGUUCAUGAGCGACAACGGCGCCGAGGGCGCGGUGCUCGAGGCGAUUCCCAUGACGGGCGAGGUCAUUAAGAAGGCGCUCGAUAAGGAGUAUAACAACGACCUGGACAAUUUAGGGAACAAGGACUCGUUCAUCUGGUAUGGCCCGCGCUGGGCACAGGCUGCCACCGCGCCGAGUCGUAUGUUCAAAGGAUAUGUCACCGAGGGCGGGAUUCGGUGUCCGGCCGUCGUGCACUGGCCCGGCCUCCAGAGCGGCAACACCACUGGAGGAGGCAUCAGUACAGCCUUUGCGACCGUCAUGGACAUCAUGCCGACCAUCUUAGAUUUGGCCCGCAUCCCACUGCCUGGGCCUCAGUUUCAAGGGCGAGAGGUCGUGCCGAUCAAGGGCAAGUCAUGGGCGCCUCUCCUGCUGGGCGAAAAGGGCCAGGUACAUGGUGAUGAUACAGUCAUAGGCUGGGAGCUGUUCUUCCACCAGGCGAUCCGCAAGGGCAAGUGGAAGGCGGUUUUUAUACCGGGACCCAAGGGGCCCGACAAGUGGCAGCUCUAUGACCUGGACAACGAUAUGGGUGAGAUCCAUGAUCUGGCUGAGAAGGAGCCUGAGGUCUUGGACGAGUUGAUCAAGUAUUGGCUCGCGUAUGUCUCUGAGUUUGGAGUAUUCCUGUAA
Cryphonectria parasitica EP155 is the source of this 1656-nucleotide messenger RNA. RefSeq names its product arylsulfatase. The transcript has a single exon. Gene Ontology annotation, molecular function: arylsulfatase activity. Bases 1 to 1656 code for a protein of 551 amino acids. Lineage: Eukaryota; Fungi; Ascomycota; Sordariomycetes; Diaporthales; Cryphonectriaceae. The record is from RefSeq and is a predicted model, not a curated record.